Molecule: messenger RNA, 2216 nt
Organism: Chrysemys picta bellii (western painted turtle)
Lineage: Eukaryota; Metazoa; Chordata; Testudines; Emydidae
Source: RefSeq, a predicted model, not a curated record
AGCCGUCCCCGGCGCGCUCUCUCUGCCCGCAGGCAACGUGAAGCAGUUCGCCCUGUUCCUGUACGACGCCGUGGUGCUGCAGUACAUGGACACGCUGAAGCUGGCGGUGCCCUCGCUGAUCUACACGCUGCAGAACAACCUCCAGUACGUCGCCAUCUCCAACCUGCCGGCAGCCACCUUCCAGGUCACCUACCAGCUGAAGAUCUUGACCACGGCUGUCUUCUCCGUCCUGAUGCUCCACAGGAGCCUGUCGCGCCGGCAGUGGCUGUCGCUGCUGCUGCUGUUCGCCGGCGUGGCCAUCGUCCAGGUGGAGCAGGGCCAGGCGGGCGGGCAGAGCUCCCCGGGCUCGGCCCCCCAGAGCUACGCGGUCGGCCUGGUCGCCGUGGUGGUCUCCUGCCUCUCCUCGGGCUUCGCCGGCGUCUACUUUGAGAAGAUCUUGAAGGGCAGCUCGGCCUCCGUCUGGCUCCGCAACGUGCAGCUCGGCAUCUUCGGGACCCUGCUGGGGCUGGUGGGCAUGUGGUGGGCCGAGGGGGCGGCCGUGGCCGCCCAGGGCUUCUUCCACGCCUACAGCCCGCUGGUGUGGGGCGUGGUCCUCAACCAGGCCUUCGGCGGCCUCCUGGUGGCCGUGGUGGUGAAGUACGCGGACAACAUCCUCAAGGGCUUCGCCACCUCGCUCUCCAUCGUGGCCUCCACCGUGGCCUCCAUGUACCUCUUCGGGUUCCGGCUGCACCCGCCCUUCGCCCUGGGGGCUGGGCUGGUCAUCGGGGCCGUCUACAUGUACAGUCUGCCCAAGGCCGGGCCGCCCCUGGGCCCCCGCCAGGAGCCCACCACCCCGCCGCCCCUCGGCAAGGAACCCAGCGAGCCGGGCUACCUGCCCAAGUCAGUGCUGGUUGAGUGAGGCCUGCUAGGGGGGUGGGGUGGGGGGUCUCUCCUGGGCUGUGAGCCCCUCCUGGUCUCCCCUGCCCCCUCCAUCUGUCCUUGCCCCCCCACAUCUCCCUGCCCCUCCUACCUUGGCUCCUGCCCCAAGUCUCCCUCACUUGAGAGGUCUUUGGGGGGAAGCAUGUCCCCCUUUUCCAUCCCCUCCAAGCAUUCUGCUGCUGCUCCCCUCUGGAUCCCCUGCCCCACAUCUGUCCCCCGCCCUGCUCCACUUCAGACCCUGUUCCCCUCUCCUGGGGCAGGAUGACAGACCCCCGACGCUCAGCCCAGGAGAGGCAUUUAGGUGCACACUACAGGGGGGAGAGGUUAUGUGGGGGUCACCUCCAGCCCCCCAAGAGACCAUGAUUCCCCCCCCCCCCGAGCCGCAGGGGCCGGCAAAUGGAUUGAGCCAGAGGAUUAUUUUUGUACGAUACCAAAGCAGCCCCGAUGGCCGGUGCAUCAAGACGGGGGGCGGGAGGGAGCCCCCAGGAAUGGCUCGGCCGUACCAAGCUGGCACAUGGAGGAAGGACUCACCACCCUUCCAAAGGGCGAUGAUUCGCCCAGGCACUGUGGGAGUGCUGCCCCCUGGACUCCCCACAGCACCCCCUUUGUCGGAGUAGUCUCACGCACAGCCCCCCAACUUGUUAAGUUGAGGGAAGGAGCUGGGAACCAGGACUCCUGGGUUCUCUCCCUGGCUCGGGGGGGGGGGGGAAAUGGGGUCUAGUGGGUAGAGCAGGGGGGCUGGGAGUCAGGACUUGCUGUCUGUAAAUUUCAGCGGAGUUCCUCCCCCAACACUGUGACUCAGUUUCCCCCGGGUGUUCCAGGACGCGGACCUGGGGCUCGGCUGGGUGGGAGCCAUUAAUUACUAACCCAUAUCUCCCCGGUGGGAGGCGGCGUCCCUGGGCGGGCAGAUCCCGGGGGCAGUGGGGACAGAGGAUGCUGUGGUACCAUACAGCGGGGAGCAGACGGUGUGAACAUGCAGCGCCCCCCGACUCCACUGCAAACCCCUUCCCAGCAGCUGGGGGGCUGGCCCCAUUGCCGCUGCUGGGGGCUAUCCCCAGGGACUCCAUGGAGUGACGGCUGAUGGACGCCGGGGGGCUGGCCCCUACCUCAGACAAAUGAGAUGACUAGAUAUAUUUUGUGUCACUCUACCCUGUGCUGCUAUUGAGGGGUGGGGGCCUGGGAGCCAGGACACCUGGGUUCUCUCCCUGGCUCUGGGAUGGGAGUGGAGUCUAGGUGGUUAGAGGAGGGGAGACUGGGAGCCAGGACACCUGGGUUCUCUCCUGGGCUCUGGGAUGGGA